UUUUGAGUUUAUUCCGGCAUGUCAGUAAACGCCCCUCACGUCAGGAACCUCAGGGAAGUGGGACACGUCGGGCACGUGUCGGACUCCGGCGCACGCCCCGCUUGGGCCAUAGCAUUGCUGGCCAGCGUGCUCAUCUUCACCACUGUAGUCGACGUGCUGGGGAAUUUGCUGGUCAUCAUUUCUGUGUUCCGAAAUCGUAAACUGAGAAAUGCGGGUAAUAUUUUUGUGGUUAGCCUGGCCUUUGCUGACUUGGUGGUGGCUUUCUACCCAUAUCCGCUGGUUUUGUAUGCACUGUUCCAUGAUGGAUGGUCACUGGGGGACACACAAUGCCAAGUGAGUGGUUUUCUAAUGGGCCUGAGUGUAAUCGGCUCAGUGUUCAAUAUCACAGGCAUUGCUAUCAACCGCUAUUGCUACAUUUGCCACAGCUUUGCCUAUGGGCGCCUGUACAGCUUCCGUAACACACUGCUAUUGGUGGCACUCAUCUGGACGCUGACUGUGGUGGCCAUCCUCCCCAACUUCUUUGUAGGCUCAUUGAGCUAUGACCCCAGGGUCUACUCGUGCACAUUCACGCAGACAGCCAGCAGCUCAUACACAGUGGUUGUGGUGGUGGUGCACUUCCUGGUACCUAUUGCGGUGGUGACCUUCUGCUACCUCCGCAUUUGGGUGCUGGUCAUCCAGGUCCGGCGCAAAGUGAAGAAGGAGGAGCAUGGCAGGGUGCGACGCAGCGACCGGCGAAACUUUGUUACUAUGUUUGUGGUGUUUGUGCUGUUUGCUAUCUGUUGGGCACCACUGAAUCUUAUUGGCCUGGUGGUGGCCGUUGACCCGGAAGUAAUGGCCCCUCGCAUCCCAGAAUGGCUGUUUGUUGUCAGCUACUUCAUGGCCUACUUUAACAGUUGCCUCAAUGCCAUCAUCUAUGGGCUGCUCAACCGGAAUUUUCGUAAGGAGUAUAAGCGUAUCGUAACAUCUGUGUGGAUGCCACGGCGAUUUGUAUCAGAGACAUCCAGAGCUGUCACAGAUGGCAUACGAAGCAAACCCUCACCAGCCAUCAACAAUGAGUGACAGAGACAAUCAAUUUCCCUCUUGCCUCAAAUGGGUGAUGAAGAUUAGUGAAAAGCUUACUUCAAACCCUAUCAAGCAUGUCAUUGCUUGUCAUUUGUGAAAUUUGUUUAUAUCUUUUUACACAACUCAGGGCGCUUGUCUGCCACUAUAGAAAGAACGAUUUCAAAGCACUGUUUUUGUUUUUUGUUUUUUUUGCUGAAACUAUACAUAUUCUACAGAGUUUGUUUUAACUUUAUUUCUGCUGGUGUUAUCAAAGAAUUUUAACUCAUGCAUUUAUUAAAGAUGUUUUGGCACAUUUUUGUGAAAGUACUACAUAUGGUUUCAAUUGCAAAUCUCUUAUGUUUAACAUCUAACCUUGAAUAUAACAUUUUAGAUUUUGUAGAACCUUUUUUUUUUUCUAAUAACAAAAUGCAGACAAUUUUAUAGAUUGAUCCAUGUGUAUUGCUAAAUCUAUCAAGGACUAGAAAAGCUGGCUAAAGCACAGCAUUUAAUCUGCUCCUAAUGAUUUAGCCAAGACCAGUAUUGGCCUUUAACACAUGAAGGAUGAGGAAGCGGAUCUCAUCUAUUUUUGUUCAUCUCUUAUCAUCCAUACAUUAAAAUAAUUGAUCAUCUGUUAUUUUCCAGCAGAAAAUGUGCAUGACGGUAUUAUGUAAUCGUUUAUUACUUUAACAGUUUGUGGAAAAAUAAGCCACAGGCAAAAAUGUAUAAAAGUGAUAGACUGGCAAAAGAAUACAGGAAAGAGUUUUUCGCAUUCAGGAAAAUUAUGGAAUGUAUUGACUAUAUGUACUUGUUUUCUGUG
This is a messenger RNA of Hemibagrus wyckioides, 1858 nucleotides long. It is a transcript of the gene mtnr1bb, whose product is annotated as melatonin receptor 1Bb. Lineage: Eukaryota; Metazoa; Chordata; Actinopteri; Siluriformes; Bagridae. Gene Ontology annotation, molecular function: melatonin receptor activity. The transcript has 2 exons. Gene Ontology annotation, biological process: G protein-coupled receptor signaling pathway. Bases 19 to 1059 code for a protein of 346 amino acids. The record is from RefSeq and is a predicted model, not a curated record. Gene Ontology annotation, cellular component: membrane.